Hibiscus syriacus is the source of this 1202-nucleotide messenger RNA. Its product is annotated as hydroxyproline O-arabinosyltransferase RDN2-like. NCBI's taxonomy places the organism in Eukaryota, Viridiplantae, Streptophyta, Magnoliopsida, Malvales, Malvaceae. The record is from RefSeq and is a predicted model, not a curated record. The transcript has 3 exons. Bases 522 to 1013 code for a protein of 163 amino acids. Gene Ontology annotation, molecular function: glycosyltransferase activity.
UUUAAAAUACUGCAUAUUCACUUCCCAAGUUGUUAUCUUAAAUCUGGGUUUUUCUUAUUUACCCUGUUUGUGUGUUGAAAAUCAUUGCUUUGUUGUCAAAGUUUGACUUUUUCUCUAUUUUUAAUCAGAAUUCUUGAAAUUUUCAUUUUUUUUGAAUCGUUUGAAUCGUGCUUAGUAAGCCCUUUAAAUUGUAAUCACCAGUGGCAAGCCUUUGUCUAUUUUUUAUUCACUUGUUUUCUGACAAAGUUGCCUGUAAGUGGGCUCUUUCAGCUCAAUUUUGCCUGUUGUGUCCUAUUUUUGACUUUCUGGUUUGGUUCUUGUUUGAUCCUGGUAUGUCUCCGACGGUUGCUUGAUCUCAUGUUUCGAUUUCUUUUUCAGUAAUUCUCCUGAAGCCGGUUUUCGAGUUUGCCUUGUCCUGUAAGUCAACCGGAACUUCGAUCAUUAACUGGUUCGGACUUUUGGGUGUAUAGAACUCGUUUUAAAGCCGUUUCGUCCUCGUUUAAGUUUGAUUACAACCAUCGAUGAUACUGCAAAAGAACGUGGGAAGUCCUUCCCCGUUCCUUCUUAUUGCAUUAGCUCUCGGGUUUUCCUUCGCCACUUACAAUCUGGUAACAAUGGUAAUGCACAAUAGAUCUCUUUUGGAACGGAUAGUUGGCGACUCCAAUGGUGGGAUAUUUUUUGAUCCGGUCAUCGAGAUGCCCGAGAGUGUAAAGAAAUCGAAGAGUGCCAAACUGCCUUUUCAUGUUGCCUUAACAGCUACUGAUGCUCCAUACAGCAAGUGGCAGUGUCGGAUCAUGUACUAUUGGUAUAAGAAGCAGAAGGACUUGCCCAGGUCGGAGAUGGAAGGGUUCAACCGUAUUCUACACUCCGGGAGUCCUGACAACUUGAUGGAUGAGAUUCCUACCGUUGUAGUUGAUCCUCUUCCGGUAGGGCUCAGUCGGGGAUACAUCGUCUUGAAUCGACCCUGGGCCUUUGUGCAAUGGCUUGAAAAGGCUACAAUCGAAGAAGAGUGAGUGCUUGCUUUUACAUGUCAUGAUUUUGUUAUCCAUUUCAUGGUACCUUGUCCGGCUUUACUUAUGUUACUCGGAUUCGAGUGUGAGUGCAUUUUGUCUCUGUGAGUUUUCCCAUGUAUUUGGUGCUCGUCGGAAGUUAAUGUCUCCGUAUCUAUGUGUCGGACAUCAGUACUUUGAGAAAAACGAAAG